This is a messenger RNA of Daldinia childiae, 1344 nucleotides long. RefSeq names its product Salicylate hydroxylase. The transcript is spliced from 3 exons. The record is from RefSeq and is a predicted model, not a curated record. Gene Ontology annotation, biological process: secondary metabolite biosynthetic process. Gene Ontology annotation, molecular function: FAD binding. NCBI's taxonomy places the organism in Eukaryota, Fungi, Ascomycota, Sordariomycetes, Xylariales, Hypoxylaceae. The coding region runs from base 1 to 1344 and encodes 447 amino acids.
AUGCCAGGAAUAGUUAAGGAUACUUCGAUUGAUGUCGCCAUAGUUGGAGGUGGCGUCAUUGGACUAUCCCUCGCGGCUGGUCUUAUCAAACGCAAUAUUAAAGUCAAAGUCUACGAACAAGCGAAAAGUUUCCGGGAGAUAGGUGCUGGCAUGGCUUUUACAGCCAAUGCCAUACGAUGUAUGAGUCUGGUGAAUCCCGACAUCGUUAGUGCUCUGAGAUCGGGUGGCUCUGUUCCCACUUCUUCAGAUAAGAAUGACCCAAAUGAUUACCUCAGAUGGAUUGACGGCUACAAUAGCCGUCGAAAGGACGACCCCUUAUACGAGGAGAUGCUUUACAAAUUAAAUGCGGGCUACAGAGGCUUUGAGGGAACGCGGCGUGAUCAGUUCUUGGAGGCCUUAGUAAAGGUCAUACCGCAGGAGAUUGUAGAGCUGAAGAAGCGCCUGAAUAACAUCGAAGAGAAAGGACCCAAUGGGAGGCUUCAGCUUAACUUCUCAGAUGGGACAUCUGUGGAAGCCGACGCUGCUACUAACCCGGGAGGGGAAGAUAACCCGGCUUCUCAUCCUCAUUAUACCCAAAAGAUUGCCUAUCGGGCCCUAGUUCCAAUGGAAAAGGCCAUCGAGGCUCUGGGAGAGUAUAAAGCCAGAAACCAGCACAAUCACAUAGGACCAAACGCCUAUCUCAUCCACUACCCGGUUGCGAAUCAGACCAUGAUCAACGCCACAGCUUUUCUAUCAGAUCCUAACGAAUGGCCAGACGACAAGGUAACGGUCGUACCGGCACUUAGGGAAGAUCUGGAGAAACACUUCGCAGACUGGAAUCCUUGUGUCAAUGCUCUCAUACAACACUUCCCAGAGAAACUUGAGAAGUGGGCGGUUUUCGACAUGUGGGACUAUCCGGCGCCUUACUUCAACAGAGGAAAUAUCUGCUUGGCUGGCGAUGCUGCGCACGCAUCAACCCCACACCAUGGCGCUGGUGCCUGUUGUGGUAUUGAAGACGUACUAUGCUUAUGUAUAUUAAUGAGCCAAGUCAACGACACUCUGAGAGGGGAUGAAUCGGCGUCAACAAAGAAAAAUGCAGCAAUUUGCAUAGCAUUCGAGGUCUUCGAUUUGAUGCGGCGAACGAGAGGCCAGUGGCUUGUCAACAGCAGCCGUCGUAUGUGUGACUUGAUUCAACAGCCCGACUGGGGCGACGAGAGCAAGUGGAUCAAAGCCCAGACGUGCUUUGAAGAGAUUCGAGACCGUUCAUUCAAAAUUUGGCAUUAUGAUUACGAUAGUAUGAUUAAAGGAACUAUCGAGGAGUACGCAAAGAGGCAAUCUGCGUUGAAGGGAUCAGACGCAAUGUAG